Molecule: messenger RNA, 288 nt
Organism: Symbiodinium natans
Lineage: Eukaryota; Dinophyceae; Suessiales; Symbiodiniaceae
Source: the annotation of a GenBank genome assembly
AUGGCGGGCGCCAAGGCCCCCGCUUCUGGCGACGAGGCAGAUGCGCCGGCGGAAGGCCUUGAGGUCAUAGACGGGGACCCCUCUCCAGAUGGACCGGUGGUAGAUCGCUUAGGCUACCAGAUCAAGUCAAUGGAUGGCCGCAGUUUGGGCACAGUGGUGGCUGAUGCCAAGAAGUUCUGGAAGCUCAGUGAUGGCAAAGUCGUACAGAAGGCCGCCGUCGGCAAGAAGUGGGCCUGGUCGGACCAGCCGCCCGUGCAGGUGUCGACGCCAGGUCUUCUGGCCCAUUAA